Molecule: messenger RNA, 4273 nt
Organism: Drosophila takahashii
Lineage: Eukaryota; Metazoa; Arthropoda; Insecta; Diptera; Drosophilidae
Biological process (GO): regulation of transcription by RNA polymerase II
Molecular function (GO): RNA polymerase II cis-regulatory region sequence-specific DNA binding; DNA-binding transcription factor activity
Source: RefSeq, a predicted model, not a curated record
GAAAGAAGAACAAGAACGGGGCGACGCAAUGGCAAUUCCUCUUUCUCCGGUCGUUCGUGGGCAUUUUGCGAGAAAACUUUUCGCCGCAUUUAAAAAACAUUUAAACGAAGAAUGCGAACGGCAUAAGGAUUGGAUUUAAGGGCUAGCGAGUGAUGAACAACCAGCGAUAUGGCGGCAUCCAGUGGAUACAGCACCACGUCUCCGCGGGCGACUCCUCCGAGGUGGACAUCCUGGAGUCGGACGGCGGAGCGGGGGCGACGGGCGAGGAUCUGGACCAUAUGGCGGCCGAGAAUCUGAUCUUCAUGGCGCGCGACGGCCAGCUGAGCGAGAUAAUGGCGGCCAACGAGGCCGGCGGAACGGUCCUGGUGACCGCCGAUGGCACCACGGUGGCCUAUGCGGAAUCCUUCGACGAUGACGCGCAGGUGGUCACCGAGGAGGUCAUCACGGACGACUGGGUGCAGCACCAAGGUGCCGAGCGUGUGGAAAUCGCCGCGGAGCAGAUAGCCGGGAUUAGUAGCUCCCAGGAGCUGCUGGACAUGGAGCAGGAUGAGUACACCGCCCUCAGGCCAUAUCCCUGCGACUUCUGCAGUCGGCGCUUUCGGAAGAAGGCCACGUUGAAUAACCACAUGCUGGCCCACCAGAAUGAUCGACCGCAUCUCUGCAAGCUGUGCGGAGCGCGCUUCUCUCGGCGGGCGGAGCUUAUCAGUCACUUCAAGGCCCACGCAGAGGCCCAGGAUGCAGCCGAUGCCGAGGCAGCAGCAGCCGCCGCCGCCGCCGUGGAUUCCUCUUCCGCCAUCAAGUUUGAGCAGCAGACGCAGCGGCAGUUGGAUGAUCACUACUACGAGCAUGACUGGCCGCUCUACCAGCAGCAGCAGCAGGAGCAGCAGGAACAGGAGCAGCAUCAUCAGAUUGUGGAUGAGAGCGAGGUUCAGCUGGUGGCCAGCUACCCGGCGACGGCGACUGCUCCAGCAGCUCCGGCACGCGGCCGAAUCAGCCGGCUGAAGCCCAAGGAGGAGAGCAGCCAGUUCAUCGUGAUUUCCGACAAGCCGGCGGGCAGCGAGUUGAGGCAGUACAUGGACCCUGAGCCGACUCAGCCUAUGGUCGUCACCACGUCGCAGGCAAUUGCCGUUGACCCGCCUCCUCCUCCUCCUCCUCAGCCAAACUUUCCGGUGCUGGACGAGAGCAAACCCUUUGUUUGCCAGCAGUGCGGCCUGGCCUUUGCGCGGGAAAAGGCACUCGUCUCGCACACGAAGAACCACCGCGUGGACUCGCCGUUCGAGUGCAACCAGUGCCAGGAGAUGUUCUGGGACAACAACAGCCUGCAGGAGCACCAGAAGACGCAUCAGUUCGAGGAGAGCAACUCGGAGUACGAUCCCGCCUCGGCAGAGGAUAGCGCCAGUGAAUCGGAGCCCGAGGAGCAGCUGUAUGGCGAAUUCUAUUGCAACGAGUGCGGGAUCUCUUUCCAUCGCCAGGAUCUUUUGCGACGCCAUGCCAAACUGCACUACAAGCAAACCGAUCAGGCGGCCGCAGAAAGUAAUUCCGAUGUCACUGCUGGCGGUGAUGUGGAGCUUGCCAAAGAUUCUGCGGGUCACUCCUGCAACACAUGCGGAAAGUCCUUUCCCAGCGCUUUGGAGAUGCUCGCCCAUGCUGAAAUUCACGCUCGAUUCCCGCCCUUCAAAUGCGUCCUUUGUGGAAUUAGCUUUUACGAGGAGCAGGCAAUCAAGCGGCACCUGCACACCCGCCACCCCAGUGAACUGAAGGCCAACUCGUGUGUGCUGUGCGGCAAGGAGUGCCGCGAUCGCAAGGCUCUGAUUAAGCACGCCUGGGACCAUUCGCGCGAGAAGUGCCACUCGUGCUCGAAAUGCGGCAAGAACUUCCACAACAAGGCGCGCCUGAAGCGGCACAUGGCCUCGCAUCGCGACAAAUCGGUGGUGUGCGAGGUGUGCCAGGAGGAAUUCCCCGACGGAAGGACUCUCUCCAACCACCGGCACUCGCACAGCACCACCUCGCCGGGCAAACUGUUUCCCUGCCACGAGUGCGGCAAAACCUUUGGAUCGCGUAGCUCCCAGCAGAUCCACGUUCGCAUUCACACCGGAGAGCGUCCAUAUGGCUGCCGCUACUGCUGGAAGGCCUUCGCCGAUGGCGGAACGCUGCGCAAGCACGAGCGGAUCCACACGGGCGAGAAGCCAUACGCUUGUUCCGUCUGUCCACGUGCCUUUAAUCAACGGGUAGUGCUGCGCGAACACAUUCGCUCCCAUCAUUCUGGGCUGGAUGUGGCGCGAAAUACGUACCACUGCACGGUCUGCUCCGAGGACCUGGCCUCGUCCAACGACCUCAUCCAGCACCUCAUCCAGCACAGUGACUCGAACACCGCCAAACAGCGACAGCCCAUUACGGGGCCGCGCAAGUACAAGCGUCGACGAAAACUGCAGCCGCACGAGAUUGCUCACAUGCGGGCGGAGCACAAGGAGGCCAACGGUGAAGAGGAGGAGACAAUCCUAGAGGGCGAUGCCGAGGAAUAUGGCAGUGACAUCGACCUCUGCGACUUUGAUGUGGAGAAUGUGGACGAUCUGUUCGACAUGGCCGAGUCGCCCAAAAAGGAGAAGCGAAAGAGGGGUUCGGCAGCCCCGAAGGCUGAUCCCAAACCAGUGGCCAAUGGCAAAGCGUCGAAAGCUGCCCACGAAAAGAACAAGGCCAAGCCGAGAUACGAUUCCACCAGCAGCCAGCAAUCGGAUCGCAUCUGGGAGGAGAAGUUUCUGCACGACAGCCAAGUGGCUCUGUUUCAGAUCGAUUCGCUGGUGGUGGUCAAUGAUACUCAUCUGCAGCCCGCUACCUCCGCUGUGUCUUCAAGCGUGCCCAACACAAGAGGCGGGGCCAAGCAGCAGCAGGCAAAACUGCAGGCAAAGCCUUCAGACGCAACUGCGACAUCUGUUUCCACAUCCUCCGCCUCCACUUCCACUUCCAGCAGUCGCAGCCGGAAGAAGGCAGCCACCAACAACAAGACUGUCAGCAAGGCACCACCGGCCAGCAACUCGCGGCCCCGAAUGAUUCACACAGAGAAGGCCAAGGUGCCAAGGGCUGCUGGCGGUGACUCCUCCAGCAGUGCGGCCAAAAAGUCGCGCACCAAGACCUACAUCAGUCGCACGGAGACCAGCAAAUUGGGCCUGGACAAGUCCCGCAGCAGUGCCUCAAACAUGGUGGAUGACUAUGAGAUCAUUUCUCCAGCCACCCAUCCUCCGAAUCAGAUCAGCUCCAGUCCCUUGCAUAUUAAACAAGAGCAGGAGCAACAGCAGCGGGUCCAGCUGAUGUACGAUGAUAAUCUACUGAUAGACGCUGGUUUGCUCAGGGAGAAGACGUACGAGAAAUUCAAUCCGAGCAUUGUCAACGAUCUGGAGGAGAUUUUGCGCUCGCCGCUGAAGCACGAGAGGAAUUCCCGUCUGCGCUUCACCAGCGAAUCCUCGACCACGCCACAGUUUUUGCCCGAGGAAGAGCAAAAUCUGAUCAAGAUCGAGCCAACGUCUCCGGAUUUACGGGAGAUGGUGGAGAGCCAGCAAAGAGUCACGGCGCAUGGCGGGAGCACUCCUUCGUCCUCUUCCUCUGCCAGAACUUCCAGACAUCUGCGACAGAUCACUGCCAACGGUGCACGGGCAGGGAGCAAGAGAUCUGCAGCAGGAGUGGCCAGCAAGUCGUCACCAGCCCCGGCUGUAGCUGCAAAAAAGGGAAAUACUGCCACCAAGGUCAGCAGCAGCAGCAGCUCUUCCUCGUACCUUAAUUACGGUGUGGAUUCCUACAACGUUAACCAGCGCCAGCUGGCCAGCAAUGUCGAUUUGGGGGGCGGAUUCUUUUCCAUCUCGGAGGUCGUGUCCGCAGCAGAUGCCGCGGAUGCGGCGGCCAAGGCGGCGGCUGCUGGUAAAUCGGAGCGCAAAUCCCGCAGCUUCGAGUGCGAAAUGUGCUCGGCCAUCUUUUAUGAUCGCGCCCAACUGCUGGAACAUGUACACAUCCACAUUUAAACGAAAGCUACCUUAACCACUCGCCCGAAGACUUGUAUUUUUGAAAAAAAACAAAAGAAAAAACUUAUCCUAACAUACAACUAAAAUCGGAGUAAAUUACCUCAUGGUAUCGAGCAUCGAAAAAUAUCGUUGAUUUAUGCGUUAUUUAAAAACUUGAACAUAAAUAUAUUGUAGAGAGCAUAGUUCGUAAGGCUUUUAAGUUUGUACCUCAGCUUUUGUUUUGAAGAAUUGGUAUGCUGGAAUAAAUACAUCAUUAAAUGGUU